AUGGGGAUGGCAGGAGUUUGCAAAGGGGGCUCCCCGGCCACCAGCUGCUGCUCGUUUGUCACCGAGUGCUGCAAGCUCGGCCUCCCGAGGUGCCGGAAGAGGCGGGGCAGGAACCGCCAGAGCGGAAAUAGCGCCAUUCGCUCUUGUCGUGCGGUGAGAUCCAAUGCCGAGAACACAUCUAACAUGUCAUUUGAGGAGCUGUUGGAAUUGCAGAGCCGAGUGGUGACUAAGACACACAAACAAUUGGCAGCUGGAAACAGCACUAAGAAGCAAGGUUCUAGGCCACCUGUCCAAAAUGCGUGUGUUGCAGAUAAGCACAGGCCUCUGGAAAUGUCAGCCAAGGUCCGGGUGCCAUUUUUACGUCAAGUUGUCCCCAUCAGUAAGAAGGUAGCCCGGGACCCCCGCUUUGACGAUUUGUCAGGGGAAUAUAAUCCUGAGGUGUUUGACAAAACGUAUCAAUUCCUGAAUGACAUCCGAGCCAAAGAGAAAGAGCUUGUGAAAAAGCAAUUAAAGAAGCACCAUUCAGGUGAGGAGUAUGAGAAACUGCAGCAGCUGCUUCAUCGAAUGGAGCAGCAAGAGAUGGCACAGCAGGAACGAAAGCAACAGCAGGAGCUGCGCCUGGCUCUGAAGCAGGAGCGACGGGCUCAGGCCCAGCAGGGCCAUCGUCCAUACUUCCUGAAGAAAUCUGAGCAGCGCCAGUUGGCCCUAGCCGAGAAGUUCAAGGAGCUGAAACGCAGCAAGAAGUUAGACAGCUUCUUGAGUAGAAAAAGGCGCCGAAAUGCAGGCAAGGACAGGAGACAUCUCCCUUUGAACAAAGACUAAUAAGAAACUGUCUUCACUUCUGCCACUGCCCCAGUGAGAAGUGGGUCUGUGGGGACAGACUUGGGCUUGGCCUGUUCUGGUUCUUUCUCAUUCAAAGACAAGGAUCACAGCUGCCCCUAAAUUGGCUCAGAGAUGACUAGAGGGCUCUUGGACUGCCCCAAGGCUACAUAAGAACAGCUCAACCUUUUGCCAUGCCACACUUCCUCUGCUUGGAUCCAGUUCAUCAUGUCAUCAUGUCCUUCUCCUAUCCUUGUCUAAACCAGUGAUUCUGAUAUAGAAGAACAAGUGUCAGUGAGUGACCUUGAGGCUGGUGAAGGCCAUGGAGUCUGUUCAUGGCUCCCAGGACUGGGACUUUAUAUAGGAGCCAGUUUAUAAACAUUCCUGUCAUUCUUCUUUUUAUUCUGCCUUUUUUGUGGGGUUUGUGGGUGGCCUAGAACUGUUUUAGUGGGCCACAUAUGUCGGGUAGCAACAAAUGUAAGCCUCCUACAAAGUGAGAAGUCAGAUCAGAGACCCCUCCUAUUUAAAUCCAAAACAUGACAUAAUUUAAAGAGUGAACCAAUCCCACAAGUCAGCUACUUAGCUUUGGUUUUGGAUGCAAGGGGAGUUAGGAGAGGAGGCCAAAAAGCUUCCCCAAUAAUAUGUAUGGACAGCUGGCUCUCAAUACUUUUUGGGUCUACAAUCCAUUCUACCUAUGUGUACUGCAAAAUCCUCAAGCUGAUGAUACAGUUCAAAGUGUCCUCAGGUCGGUAGUACCUCCAGGCACCUGGCAGAAGCAAAUGCAGUCCUCUCUUGAGGAUUGUACUUUAAACCCAGAUCUCAAGGAAUUUCUUCAGAUAAAAUUUCAAGGAAUAUUAAUUUACAGUGGAAACACAAGGCACACAAAGAACCACCAUGAGCAACAAUCAAACCAACAGAGACAGAUGUUGAAAAUAAAAAAUACAAAAUAAAACAUUUUACAGAAAAACUAUGACUAAUAUCAAGAAGUACCAGAUCAAUAAAAACUAAAACUUAAAAAUAAAAAAUACACCGUAUGAAGUUAGAAACUUUAUGGUUAAACAGCAGGUUACACAUACCUAUGAACAAACUGGAAGUAGAUCUGAAGUUACACAUAUGAAGCACGCGGAUACAGAGAAAUUGUAACUAAGGUUAAAAAACAAGGGCGCUAGCGUGAGAAGGUGUGGCAUAAUCGGAGUUCCAGAAGUGACUAUUUUAAAGAGGCCGAGAAUCUUCUAGAACUGACUAUAAACCCUAAGAAGCAGGAAGCCCAGGAAAUCUCAAGCAGGAUUGAAAAAAAAUUGGAUAAAUCAUAAAUUACAGAACAUUAGGAAGACUAACAUCUAAAACACAGCUAUAAAGAAGAGGAAGAAAGGCAGAAUGAAAAGCGACAUCUAUUACUUGAUGUUGCAGGGACAGGAAAAUAUGUUUGAACUAUUAGGUUCAUAGAAACAUUAAGUAAAGGUUGGCAAGAAGCUCAAAAAUGCAUGUGUGGGGUCGGGGGAGAUCUGAGAAUUUAAAAGCACUCUAAAUCCAACCUUGUUAAUGUGAAGGUGUCACUGCUGCAACCAAAGGUACUCUCUCUCCACUUACCCUCCUGCUUUGCUCUGCACUGAGAAAUUCCCAGCAGAGGUACCUGAUUAGCUAAGCCUUGGUCACAUGGCUGCAAGGGGAUCCUGGGAAAGCAAGUAUCUGGUCUUUUACAUAUAGGAGGUGGCUCUAUCUUCAGUCUAGAUUUAUGGUGGGGCAUUUCCAAGCAGGAGAAGGAGGUUCAGAUGAAGGGUGAUCAGUAAAAUAUCUAUGUCCAUGAUAAGGCUGUAUUGGUCCCCUAAGCCUUCAAACUGCUACUUUUCAACAAAGACCCGGAAGAGACAUUGGA
Messenger RNA from Pteropus alecto (black flying fox), 2695 nucleotides. RefSeq names its product ribosomal RNA processing 36 (gene RRP36). The record is from RefSeq and is a predicted model, not a curated record. Gene Ontology annotation, biological process: maturation of SSU-rRNA from tricistronic rRNA transcript (SSU-rRNA, 5.8S rRNA, LSU-rRNA). NCBI's taxonomy places the organism in Eukaryota, Metazoa, Chordata, Mammalia, Chiroptera, Pteropodidae. The transcript has 8 exons. The coding region runs from base 1 to 822 and encodes 273 amino acids. Gene Ontology annotation, cellular component: nucleolus; 90S preribosome.